AUGGAGUUUCACAACUCGGGCGGCUUUCCAAAGCGGCGUUCUUACCCCAACCUCCACCACAUCUCCCUAGCUCCACUUACUCCGCGAUUCCCCAUCGACGACGAUACAGAACCAACAGAUUAUUUCAACCAAAAUGGAAAUGAACAACCAGUCCUUGACACCAGAACUCCAACAAGAUCACCAUCUUACCUCUCUAGCAUCUCAGUCCCCAGCACCCCACCAAUCCUCUCCCACUCACGCAACACAUCACGAACCCGCCACCACAAUCGAAGCAGAAGCUCAGGUCUCGCUCCACUAAGCGACACAAACCUGCACAGCAAAACCAUCUCCCUCCCUCUGCACCACAGCCCAGGACCCAAGAAACGUCCCACCGACCACAACCACAACAAUUCCUCCAAAUCAGAUGCAGAAUGGAUGCUCCGCGCCGGUAUAGCAAUUGCCUCUUCCACCCGCGAAGAAAAGGGUCAAAGCUGGCUAUCCAAGCGCGAAAGCUCCACCAGCCUUGUAUCGGACUCAUUCGAUGAUCCCGCCGCUCCGCCCCAUCAUCGCCAUCACCACCGUACUCGAUCCGGUGCUUCGUCGCGGAUCCCACGCUCUGGCGCCUCAACGCCAGGUGCGCACUCGCGUCGUAGUUCGCGGUCGCGUGGAUCAAGUCGUCAUGGAAGUCGUGCUGGCCUAACUAUGACUACCAUCCCUCUCUCAUCGGGCAAGAUCCACAGCCCUACAACAGGGGCUAUGACGCCCGAGAUUCGGGGACGGAGUAGUGGGCUGGUUCCUGAUUUUGUGGAUGAGAGGAUCCGGGCUGAGAUGGCGUCUUUGCAGCAGGGGGAGCGGGAUCGGGAGUUCGAUGAGAAUGAUUUGGGAGAGGAGUGGGAUCGGGAAGAUGGGUUUGAUUCAGAGGAUGAGUUCUCUGAUGGGACGCAUGAGGAGUUUGAUGAGGCGGAUCUGCAGCGUCUCACGAGGGAGCGUGGGUUUGGGCUUGGAACUUGGAUUGAUCGGUUAGUUGAGUGGACGUUGUUCAGUGUGGAUGAGUUACCCGUUGUGCCUGUUUCUGCUGCUAGAAUUGGUGGCACUGCAACUACCACCACUGUUACGUUUGAUGAUCCUGCUCUAUCUCCCGAGGAGCGGUCUGAGCAGGGCCACGAUGCGUCGGCGUCGGAGGGAGAUCAUCAUUCUUUAUCUGAUGAUGUUGAUGCUUCCUCAUACACGGAUGGCGAAUCUGUCGUCGAUGUUGAGAAGCCUGGUUCCCAGGGUGGUUGGGAAGAUGCAAGUUGGCUGUUCCGAAUUAUGAAGCGUGCAUUAGUAUGA
Molecule: messenger RNA, 1308 nt
Organism: Penicillium odoratum
Lineage: Eukaryota; Fungi; Ascomycota; Eurotiomycetes; Eurotiales; Aspergillaceae
Product: DUF3984 domain-containing protein
Exons: 2
Coding region: 1-1308 (435 amino acids)
Source: RefSeq, a predicted model, not a curated record